This is a messenger RNA of Talaromyces amestolkiae, 822 nucleotides long. RefSeq lists its product as uncharacterized. Gene Ontology annotation, cellular component: EMC complex. The transcript is spliced from 3 exons. Bases 1 to 822 code for a protein of 273 amino acids. NCBI's taxonomy places the organism in Eukaryota, Fungi, Ascomycota, Eurotiomycetes, Eurotiales, Trichocomaceae. The record is from RefSeq and is a predicted model, not a curated record.
AUGAAGAGCCCUCUGAUGCAUCUGAUAGCCCUGUUAUCAUCAUCAAGCCUCAUUCUCCAAUCAGCAGCAUCCUCGCUCACAAUCCAGAUCCCCUCCAACAACGUCCUCCCGAACCCCCAUGUCCUCCCACCAAACACCCACGCAACGCUGACAACAUUACCUUCGUCGUUGUCUCACGAUCAGAAACAUGUCAUUUCAGCACCACUGACUCAUAACGCCGAAUUCCAAUUCACCGAUCUACCAUCUUCGUCAUCGGCCAGCGCGGAAUCAUAUCUCCUCGACAUCAGAUCGAAAGAAUACAUUUUCGCGCCGUACAGAGUCGACAUUGCCGCCGAUGGGACGGUGUUGGGGAUCUGGGAAACAUUUCGCGGUAAUCAAUGGGAUAAUCGAGGAUUGGAGCGAUAUACCAAGUUGAAGAGUCAGGAGGGACUACAGGAUAUCGAUGUGGUUGUGCAGGCGAAGGUUUUGGCGAGACGAGGUUUCUAUGAGGAACGGCCGAAGUUCUCCCCUCUUGAUCUACUCAAGAAUCCUAUGAUCUUGAUGUCUGUUUUCGCUCUCGUGGCCACAUUGGGUAUUCCAAAACUGCUUGAGAACAUGGACCCCGAAAUGCGUGAAGAAUUCGAAAAACAAUCCCGCUCGGGUCCUCUCUCAUCUGCUACUCGCGCUGCGACUGCCAGUGCCAAUCCCGGCGCUGGUGCCGGAGCACCUGGAUUCGAUAUCGCCGGCUGGAUGGCUGGUGCGACAUCUUCGCCGAUGAGUGGUGCUGGCGGUGCAGGUUCGGCUACAGGGCGGGAACAGGGUGCUGCGGCGCGGAGGAGAUAA